Molecule: messenger RNA, 1264 nt
Organism: Ectocarpus siliculosus
Lineage: Eukaryota; Phaeophyceae; Ectocarpales; Ectocarpaceae
Source: the annotation of a GenBank genome assembly
AUGCUGGGCUCGAUGGGGAGGUUCGGCACGCUGGGAGCGGGGCUGGCGGCCUUCGUGCUUGGGAAUGGCGUAAUCGCGUUCUCCCCUUCCUACAUUCCUGGGCAUUCCGGCCCUGGUCCGACGGCACGCUCCCCGCUGUCCUCAAGGAGGUGCGGCAGCAGGAGCUCCGCAAAAACACGGCCGUCAGCAUCAACCGCAAGGGUCGACUUCGGUGGGGUGGACCAUGACCACCGGCCUGAAGGACGCAAGAGGCGGUUUCAGUUGCGCGCCGCGUCGGCAGCGGUUCCCCCGGAGGCGGCACCAAGCGGGGCGGCGGGCGACGGAGCGGAAGCGGAUAAGUCGGUGAUCGGCGCCGUGUACAGGUUCACGCGGCCGCACACGAUCAAAGGGACGAUUCUCGCUUCGGUGACGGGCGUGGCGAGAGCUCUCAUCGAAUCCCCUAACGCGAUCAGCUUGGACCUGGUGCCGAAGGCUGUGCUCGGGUUGCUCUCGCUCCUCCUUGGCAACGCGUUCAUCGUCGGCAUCAACCAGAUCUACGACGUAGACAUUGACAAGGACCUGCCGGACGUGAAGGGGGACAAGGAGUACAAUAUCUCGACCUUCGCGUCGAAGAGGGGAGUCAAGUUCACGGCGCGAGCGGCUUCGGCGAUUCUGGCGGUUAACUACUUGUCAGCCAUCGCGGAGGGAAUCCUUUCACCCGCGGGCACUUUCAACAGGCGGGUCAUGGUCGGCGGUCACUCGGCGCUGCUGGCUAUCCUCGGACUCGCUAUCCGAAGACUCGUACCGGACGACCAGGGAAGCAUCAAGCGGUUCUACCUUCGCAUCUGGGAUCUCUUCUACCUCGAGUACGCCAUGUACCCGUUCAUGUAGUCUUCUUCGUCGACGUGUACCCGUUCGUGCGGUGUCGUCUUCGACGUGUACCACCUGUUCAUGCAGUGUCUUAAUCGCCGUGGCCAUGCAGUCUGCCGAGUGACGCUCGGUGUGCGACGUGUCGAGUACAGAGUCGUGGGUCCGACAUCAGAGGGCACCUUAUCAGAAGGGGGCUCCGAUAGAAGAAGGUCCAAAUCGGCUGUCACGGACUCGACCCCCUGUAGUAUACUUCAGAAGUUAGGAACCCUCUUGUUCGGGUAUAAGAGGGGGGUCCGAUAAUGAUGGGCCGAGGGAUGUUUGCCACACCACCCUCUUUUGUCGGAGCCACGGCUGUGCGCCCCUUGUAACCGGUUCCUGUGUAGUCGGCGGCGGCGGCGGCGGCGGCGGCGGCGGC